Molecule: messenger RNA, 774 nt
Organism: Psylliodes chrysocephalus
Lineage: Eukaryota; Metazoa; Arthropoda; Insecta; Coleoptera; Chrysomelidae
Source: the annotation of a GenBank genome assembly
AUGAAAUAUAAGCAAAACUAUGUUAAGUUACGGUUGACACAUUCAUGCGAAAUACAUUUAGUUGAAAAGAAUAACAACGGUGUACCGUUUAAACAGAAUAUAAUGUCUCUAGAAACUGAAUCUCUAGUACCAACAUUAUUUAUUUCUGUAGGCGAUUUGGAGCAAUCUAUCCAAUUCAAUAAUUCAAGUUGUACACAUAUUUUUUCUGAUAUUUCCACUAGCAAUGUAAAGUUAGAAGAUAAUAACGCACAAGAAAGAGAAACUAAAAAGAUCUCAAUUUCAAUCGUCGAUAAUGAUUCAUUUGCUGCACAAUCCUCGUCAUCUGCUAGUGGUAAUACUUCCGCUAAUCUGAGUCAAGAUGUCAGUAGAAAUAUAAAAGGAAGGCCGAAAAAGGGUAGAAGAAGAAAAUACCCCGAACAAAACAAAAUUGUUAAAAAGACGAGAUUGAACAGAGGCCAGGAGUCCAAUAAAUGCAAUGGUAAAACUGUAAAGAGUAAAGAAUUUCAGGGAGACCACUUUGAUUGUAAAUGUCCCAAUAAAUGUACAGCGAAAGUAUCUGCUGAACAAAGAAAAUUAGAAUUUCAUGGGUUUUGGAUUCAAUCCUUUGUCAAACAAAAACUAAAAGCUAGAAGGUACUCGAAUACGUCAAAGAGAACAUUUACGAGAUUGUAUACAAUUGUUACCGUUUGCAAUAAAUUGUUUUUAAACAAAUUUGGUAUUAGUCACUCACGGAUUGAUAUUGCUUUGGCUAAAACAAACCAAUCAGUACCAUAG